Molecule: messenger RNA, 1968 nt
Organism: Debaryomyces hansenii CBS767
Lineage: Eukaryota; Fungi; Ascomycota; Pichiomycetes; Serinales; Debaryomycetaceae
Exons: 1
Coding region: 1-1968 (655 amino acids)
Source: RefSeq, a predicted model, not a curated record
AUGCCUUUAGGUGAUGUGAAAUUAAAUUCAGAUCUAAGGAAUGUAAGAUGCCCACUAUGUCAUAAACCAGAAUUGUAUUAUAAUGAUUUAAUAUGUUCCAAUUGUAAUAAUAAUGAGCUAGAAUUGAUACGAAAUUCAUGCAUCGAAAACGAUUCGAUUAACGACAUUGCAAGAAACAAGAUAAAUACAAUAUUUUCCACCUGCCAGGACGUUAAGGACUUGAAAGGCAUAGAGCUACCUCCAGAAAUAUCUAAUGAGACGCCUCAACCGUCCAUUAAUGCAAUGAAAAGUUUAGCAUUGCAGCUAAUAAAGCUAGACAUUUUGAAUACGAAUUUAAAGAUAAAGAACAUAGAUAAAACCCAAGAAUUAUUAGACGCAAGGACAAAUGAGCUAAAAAAUAAUAUACAAAUAAUUCAAACUAAGCUUGACACGAAACAGGAAAGAUUGGAUUCAACCUGUUCAAAACUAUUUAAUAAUUUCGAGGAAACAAAUGAUAGCCUAAAUGCAAAAAUACAAGAGUAUAAAUUUGAAAAGAUUAACCAGAUUAAAAAACAAUCUAUUCAGCUUCAAUACAACAAUUAUAAAAUAUUGAAAGAGAUGAUAUUUACUUCAAAUAAUUCAAAGUCAGCAAAUUUAAAUUACAUAACUAAGCUCAAAGCAAGUAGUUCUAGAAACUUAUUAUUUCAUAACAGGUCUAUUUUAAAUAUUAACGAGUUCUUCAGUUGCAAUAAUAAGUUACCGCAAAUAAAUGAGUUUUUAGAGAAUUUGAUUAAGUUGCAAGUCCAUUUGCAAGACAUUUUUAACAUGGAUUCCUUUCUGUUGCCUUAUUUAGAAGAAUUAAUUGGGUAUUUACCAGAUUCAAAGUUUUAUGACAUGAUACAAGAAAAGGAAAACUUUAUGAUAAAUGGUGGCAAACUAAGCUCAGAUGAAAUAGAAGAUGCAGAGGAAGAGAAAAAUUCAACUGUCCAAGAAAUGAAGGCUGACAACGAGAGAGUUAUAAAACUUGGUAAUACGAUCAAAUUACCAUUAUCUUCGAAAACUAUUAAUAGUCAAUUGAGAAGGGCGUCAUUAAAUAAAGAAGACGCUUCUUCUUCAUCUAAACCGAACGAAGUUGAAAAGAUAACCCCUAAAAAAGCACCAUCCCCAAUAAGAAGUACAUUGAGUGGGAAGAAAAUGAUUAUAUUACCGCACAAGAUUCUCACUAAACCAUUUACCAAGUUGACUGCUAAAGAAUACUUAAAGUUUUUACUGAUAAUUGUAAAGAUACUAUUUAAUUUUAAGACAUUUUUUUAUUUUACAAUUGAUUCUAUUCCAAAUUUACGCAAACAGUCUUCCAUGUUGUCGAACACAAUGAACCCAUUUAGAAACAACCUGGAAGACAGAAACUUUCUGUCUAGUUUUGAAAAAAUAUUGGAAAAAGUUGCUUCAAUGGACAGGUAUUUUUCACACAAACUAAGUCGGAUACAGAAUGCAAAAUCAUCUGAUGAAAAGUACGACAUGUCGUCCAGUAAUUUACUGUCAUCUAACGCCGGUACAUUUAAAUCGUUCAAUACCCACUCCACCUCGACUUCGAAUGCUAAUUACGAUUUCCGUACUCCUAGCUCGAAUCCAAACUCAACUCACUCGUUGAAUAGUAGUGCAGUAGUUACCCAGAGAAAUGGAAAAGUUAAACAGUUUUAUUCGAAACAAAAACCAAAUGACCAUGAAAUUUAUGGUAAUUUCAGUGAAUCAAAAGACAAUAUGGGUCUGCCUGUGUAUAGUUAUGAUGCUGAUAAUGAUUUAAUGAAUGAGUCCGAAUUAAAAACUAUCAUGCAAGAUGUCUAUAAAUUAAUGGCUAGUGGAACUUCACGCCUGAGAAACCUGGAAUUAAACGAUAAAUCUAAGAAUCUUGAUUUCAAUGCUAUAAACAUGAUAGCUCAAUCAAAAGUACAAUUGGACGAAUGGGAUGUAGUAAGUAAAAUGUAUUGA